Ambispora leptoticha is the source of this 298-nucleotide messenger RNA. Lineage: Eukaryota; Fungi; Glomeromycota; Glomeromycetes; Archaeosporales; Ambisporaceae. The record is from the annotation of a GenBank genome assembly.
UGAGCGGGGUCGAGCCGAAGCCGCGGUGGCUCUUAAAGGUGAAACGAGUGAUAAAGGAAAAACAUUACACAAAGCAUUUAGUUUGAAAGACGUUUCUGAAUACAGCGAAAGCAAGGAUAAAUUGGAUGAAAGUAUCGAAGAGAUUAAAAAGCAUAUUGCAUUAAUAGAAGAAAUAAUUAAGGUUAAGGAUACGGAAACUAGUAAAUUAGAGUCACGAAAAACAGUCUUGGAGACUGCUAAGAAAGACCAACAAAAUACAGGAGGUGGCGAUGGCAGCGGUAAACCUGAUGAAGCAUGA